This is a messenger RNA of Phymastichus coffea, 1250 nucleotides long. It is a transcript of the gene betaggt-II, whose product is annotated as geranylgeranyl transferase type-2 subunit beta. The record is from RefSeq and is a predicted model, not a curated record. Bases 152 to 1207 code for a protein of 351 amino acids. Gene Ontology annotation, cellular component: Rab-protein geranylgeranyltransferase complex. The transcript is spliced from 7 exons. Gene Ontology annotation, biological process: protein geranylgeranylation. Lineage: Eukaryota; Metazoa; Arthropoda; Insecta; Hymenoptera; Eulophidae. Gene Ontology annotation, molecular function: Rab geranylgeranyltransferase activity.
UGUUUAUCUGUUUGUAGUAUGAAAUGUACAUAAAAUAGCGCAUUAGUAGCUGGAAAGUGUUUGGUGAUUUUUCUGCUAUAAUAGUUAUAAAUAAGUCAUUGCUAAUAAACUCUUAAAAAGUGAUUGAGGAAAAUUAUUAAUAAAAUUAAUAAUGGCUAUUCCAUUGAAUGAUAUUGAGUUGGCUGAAGAAACUCCAGAGCUAUUAUUGGACAAACAUGCCAAAUACCUGCUUGAAUAUCGAGAAAACAAAGAUGAAUAUACUAUUUGUAUGACUGAACAUCUUCGUAUGUCUGGAAUGUAUUGGGGUUUGACUGCUCUUGAUUUAAUGGGUCAAUUAGAUAAUACACAUAAAGAUGAAGUUUUGGAUUUUAUAAAACAGUGUCAGCAUCCUUGUGGUGGCAUUAGUGCAAGCCUUUAUCAUGACCCUCACAUACUUCAUACUCUAAGUGCUAUCCAAAUUUUAUGUAUUUAUGACUCAAUUAAUGUUAUUGAUGUAGAAAAAGUGUUAAAAUAUAUAAAAGAAAGACAAGAAUCAGAUGGAAGUUUCACAGGAGACAAAUGGGGUGAAAUAGAUGCAAGAUUUACAUUUUGUAGCAUUGCAUCUUUAGCUCUAUUGGGUCGUCUUAAUGAAAUUAAUAUUGAUAAAGCUGUUGAACAUAUAACUAAGUGCAUGAAUUUCGAUGGUGGUUUUGGUUCAAGACCUGAUUCUGAGAGUCAUGCUGGUUUAAUUUACUGUUGCCUUGGUUCAUUAUCUAUUACAGGACAUCUGCACCUUGUAAAUGCAGAUCAAUUAGGCUGGUGGCUUGCUGAACGUCAGUUGCCUUCUGGAGGUUUGAAUGGUAGGCCAGAGAAACUACCUGAUGUAUGUUACUCGUGGUGGGUUCUUUCAUCUUUGUCUAUGUUGGGUCGUCUACAUUGGAUCGAUAAAGAUAAAUUAGUCAAAUACAUUUUAUGCUGUCAAGAUACAGAAACAGGAGGUUUCAGUGAUCGACCAGGUGAUAUGGUAGAUCCAUUUCACACAUUAUUUGGACUUGCUGCUAUUUCUAUGUUAAGUGCUAAUGAAUCAUUGAAAGAAAUUGAUCCAACAUUUUGUAUGCCAGAAUAUGUUAUACAACGUUUAGAAUUGAAUCCACAACGUUUAGAUAAAGUCGAUCAAAUCCUAGAAGAAUUACCUGAUUUUGAGGAUGAAGAGGAUGAAAGUGAUUGAAAAAAUAAUAUUGAAUGAUAUAAAUUUAAAAACAAUUAUUUGU